CAUCGAUCUUGAACUGGCUUGAUGAACACAUUACAGUUGAAAGAUACUGUGACGAGAGACGAGGAAAGACUGUCCUCUGCUGGAAAAGGGGGCAAGCAGGAGAGACGCCCGAACGAGCUGAUCGCGUUGUGCUAGUUAACCCCUGCAGUAGUGGUGGUGGUGUUGUUUUGGAGAGGCGGGCAAGAUGGACGCGACCAGGAUGGCCCGGGACAAGAUUCCCGAAACCAAUAUGAACAAGCAGCACGACAUGCUAGUGGACAACGAUAAGACGUCACUUGGUGUUCUAAGAAGACUGGGUCUGGAGGGUCGCAAGGAGGCUGGCCAUGACUACAAUCCAGCGUUGCAUGGAACAUUAGCUGGCAGUACUGUGUACGAUCAUAGGAAAAUGUACGUCAGUCAGGACGAGAUGGCCCGGUGGCGAGUGCCGAUCGCCUUCCGUGACUUCUGUGCGCACAAGUACAUUGAGUACAUGAAGUGCGUCAAGGACACGUACCACUGUCCGUGGAAGUGCUGGGACGUUCACCACGAGAUGGAACACUGCAUGACACAAGAGAAUGCCGAGCGUAUUGUCGCAGCACGGAAAUUCCGAGGUGAACUGUAAAGUUGAGCUGAGUAUAGCAGUGUAGAGUGUAGACACACAUUCUACUCUUCAUGUAUGUUAUCAGUAGUCCGCCCUCUAAGUCCCUACAUCUCAGUCCUGCUCUGCUCCGGUUGGUCAUGUCUGUGCAGCCACAGUAGCUGUACCGCUUGUCUUCAUGAGCAUAGCAAUGUCAUCACGUUAUCGUAAUAUCAUACUGUUACAGCGUUGGUGUUAGACGUACCCCAGGUAGCGUUAUAUUCUAGUCCCUGGGAUCUGUCAAAGGUGUGUGUGUGUGUGUGUGUGUGUGUGAGAGAGAGAGAGAGAGAGAGAGAGAGAGAGUGUGUGUGUGGUGUGUGUGUGUGUGUAUGUGUGUGUACGUUUUUUUGCCAAUUACAUGUUUAUAGCUUCAGUAUGCUAUUAUUAUCAUUAUCAUAAUUAUUGCAUGCGUUGCUGAUUUGCCAAGCCGGUACCUUCAUCAAACAACUGAAGCGUGCAGGAGUUUUGAUUCCAUGUUAUGAUGCGUCUUCAAAUGAUCAACUACGCCCAAUCACAUAAUUAUUAAAAUAAGUUGGUUAGCUGAGAAGUGGUUUGCCAAUGAUUUCCAGGUUA
This is a messenger RNA of Sycon ciliatum, 1189 nucleotides long. RefSeq lists its product as uncharacterized. Bases 185 to 601 code for a protein of 138 amino acids. Lineage: Eukaryota; Metazoa; Porifera; Calcarea; Leucosolenida; Sycettidae. The record is from RefSeq and is a predicted model, not a curated record. Gene Ontology annotation, cellular component: mitochondrion. The transcript is spliced from 3 exons.